This is a messenger RNA of Trichoplusia ni (cabbage looper), 1686 nucleotides long. RefSeq names its product sorting and assembly machinery component 50 homolog A-like. Gene Ontology annotation, biological process: protein insertion into mitochondrial outer membrane; mitochondrial respiratory chain complex assembly. Lineage: Eukaryota; Metazoa; Arthropoda; Insecta; Lepidoptera; Noctuidae. The record is from RefSeq and is a predicted model, not a curated record. Gene Ontology annotation, cellular component: SAM complex; outer membrane. The transcript has 9 exons. Bases 144 to 1550 code for a protein of 468 amino acids.
UUCUACAAAACGAACUGUUCGGUCGCUGUCAAACCUUGUUGUUUAUAUAAUUUCAAAAUAGAAAAUUCUAAAUUAUUAUAAGUUAGGAUUGUUGUUUAUAUUGUAACUUGUGUUAGGUGGUAGUUUAAUACAUAGUCGUCGCUAUGGGCACAGUACAUGCUAAGGCUCAGCACAGCAGCAGCGAGGUGGGCGGCGGCGCGGGGGGCGGGGGGCUGUUCGAGUUCGACGAGCCGAUCGAGUUGGAUGACGAUGCACUGCCCAAACCCACCAUCAAGCUCAAUGGAGUGCGGGCGCGCGUGGACCGCGUGCACGUGGACGGCCUGAACCGCACGAAGGACGACAUCAUCCGCAGCACCGUGGACGACCUGUUCCUCGCCACGGACUUCGAGGACGUCAUCCUGAGGGCGCACAAGGUCCGCCGCGCUCUGGACGCGAUGGGCUGCUUCCGCGACAUCGGCGUCUUCAUAGACGUGUCCUCCGGGCCCGGCGCCACGCCAGAGGGACUCGAGGUCACGUUCCAGGUGCGUGAGUUGUCGCGCAUCGUGGGCGGAGUCAACACCACUGUCAGUGAGAACGAGGGCAACCUCGUGCUGGGCGUGAAGCUGCCGAACGUGUUGGGUCGCGGCGAGCGCGUGGCCGCGGAGUACAGCAUGGGCCACCGCUCGUCGUCCAACUUCAGCGUGUGCGGGACCAAGCCCUUCCCGCACAAGCCGCUAGUCCCGGUCCUGGCGGCCUCGCUGUACCAGCAGAACCACGAGUACCCCUGGUCCGGCUACCGGCUGCUGGACCGCGGCCUGCUGCUGGACCUGGCCUUCAACACGUCGCCGCACACCAAGCACAACCUGCAGUGGGAGGGGAUGGUGCGCGAGACCUCCGUGCUCAGCAAGACCACCAGCUUCGAGGUUCGCGAGAGUAGCGGUCCGCAGAUGAAGUCGAUCCUGCGGCACAUCGUGUGCGUGGACCACCGCGACGAGCCCAUCUUCCCGACGCGCGGCUCGUGGCUGCAGUUCAGCAGCGAGGUGGCCGGCCUGGGCGGCGGCGUGGCCAACCUCAAGACCGAGCUGCAGGCGCAGUCCAACCACACGCUGGUGGAGGACGUGGUCCUGCAGCUGACGGGCGCGCUGGGCGUGCUGCACGACGUGUUCGGCAGCGAGCUGCCGGACCAGCUGUUCCUGGGCGGGCCCACGUCACUGCGCGGGUUCCAGCAGCGCGGCGUGGGCCCGCACAGCGACGGGCAGGCCACGGGCGGGCGCGCGUACUGGGCGGGCGGGCUGCACGUGUUCGCGCCGCUGCCGUUCCAGGGCGCGCGCGCGGGGCUGGGCGCGCUGUUCCGCUCGCACGCGUUCGUGACGGCGGGCAGCCUGGCGGGGGGCGCGGGGGCGGGGCUGGCGGGGCUGGGCGCGGCGCGCGUGUCGUGCGGGGCGGGCGUGUGCGUGCGGCUGGGCCGCGCGGCGCGGCUGGAGCUCAACUACGCGCUGCCGCUGCGCACGCAGCCGCACGACCAGCACGCCGCCGGCCUGCAGUUCGGCGUCGGGGCCAACUUCCUCUAGUGAGCAGUCGCCGGCUGGCGUCGGACGAGCUGAUUGUAAAUAUGUUCCCGAGCGUAGGGCAUCGUGCAACACGAGUAUUUAUUGUUAAUAGAUGGAGUUGCCGCAGGGCGAAAUAAAUUGUUUAGUUUCUUAGUUG